UUGGGAGUGGUGUUGGCUGGGGAAACAUGGAGAGGCCAGAGAGAGCCAUACUUGUAAAUUGUGCUUCGGAGAAGAAGAACGCUGCCUUUUGGCCACUAGAGGCCCCUAUCAUCCUCUAUGAGGAGUGCCCUCAUUGCCCUUUCCAUCAUGGCCGCCUGGAGUGACCGACUUGCCGCUCAUAACGCAUGCGCAAUGAUUACAAACAAAUGUUUGAAAGAAAUUUACCGCGAAACUGUUAAAAUAAUGAAGCCUGUCCGGGGAUCGGAACGCGCCUCCUCCAAGGCACCUAAAGGCAAGAAGACAGGCGAGAAGCCAAAUAAGCCCGGUAUAAAGACACGUCAACGGAGAGUAUCUCGGGAGGAGCCCCAGCCAGGAACCAGCAGCCAGAUCCCUCAGCCAAAACCACAGAAGAAGAAGAAAGGUGGCACAGUUGCUAGUCCCAGGAAGCUGAAAGGUCAGGAGAAGUGGAAACCGCUGACCAAGUCCUCCAUUACGGCUCUAGACAACAUACUGGGACUGUCUAUACUGUCUGUUCUGGCCGGAAGACGGACUAAGAAAGAGGAAUCGCAGAAACAUCUGAACAUUGUGAAAAACAGGUUCCUGUCUGAACUGGCUCAACUGCCAGUCCCAAUUCAGAAACAGGAAAUGAUGAGUUAUUCUUCCCGUCAACACCAGGAAGAGACUAGGAAGUCAGCCGUUGGCAAGAAGAUCCUCAACAAGCUGGUGGUGGAGCUGGGUGCUGUGGUGGGCUCUCUAAAACAGCUAGAGAAGGAGAGAGACUCCCUGGAGCACCAGUGUUUUAACCUCCGACAACGACUGGAGCAGCAGGAGGAGAGGAACCAGCAGAUCCUCCAGUUGUCAGAACAAGGAGUCCUGCAUCUCCCACCUGUACCUCAGCGCAGAGACAGACCCUUACAGGAGCAGAUGGUGUGUCUGGUUCAUAGCAGACACUCCGUCACCACGGCCCGUCGCCUCGCCAAGACCCUCCAGACAUCAGGGCCGGUCCAGGAUGCCCAGACCCUGCUGGAACGAGCCUACAGACACGCUGACCGCCUGAUCACUCCACCUACAGCUGUCAGCCAAUAGCAGGACUCCAUCCAGCCUGGUUGGCCAAUAGCAGGACUCCAUCCAGGCUGGUUGGCCAAUAGCAGGACUCCAUCCAGGCUGGUUGGCCAAUAGCGGGACUCCAUCCAGCCUGGUUGGACAAUAGCGGGACUCCAACCAGACUGGUUGGACAAUAGCGGGACUCCAUCCAGACUGGUUGGACAAUAGCGUGACUCCAUCCAGACUGGUUGGACAAUAGCGGGACUCCAUCCAGACUGGUUGGA
Molecule: messenger RNA, 1328 nt
Organism: Oncorhynchus masou masou (cherry salmon)
Lineage: Eukaryota; Metazoa; Chordata; Actinopteri; Salmoniformes; Salmonidae
Product: centromere protein Q-like
Exons: 8
Coding region: 118-1086 (322 amino acids)
Cellular component (GO): nucleus
Source: RefSeq, a predicted model, not a curated record